ACAACUGGGCCGUGGAGGAGGUGAUCCGCAUCCCGCCCAAGGACGUGUCGGGCUGGAUCAUGCCCAAGAUGCCAGCCUUCAUCGCCGACCUGGUCAUCAGCCCGGACGACCGGUUCCUGUUCGUGUGCAACUGGCUGCACGGGGACAUCCGGCAGUACGAGCUGGCCAGGAACUGCAAGCCGCGGCUGGUGGGGCAGGUGUUCGUGGGGGGCAGCAUCCUGCGAGGGGGCCCCGUGACCGUGUGCCGGGACGAGGAGCUCAAGUGCCAGCCCGAGCCGCUGGUGGUCAAGUGCAAGCGCGUGUACGGCGGCCCCGCCUCGCUGCAGCUGAGCCUGGACGGGAAGCGGCUCUACGUGACCAACUCCUUCUACAGCACCUGGGACCGGCAGUUCUACCCCAGCCUGCUCAAGGAGGGCUCGGUGAUGCUGCAGCUCGACGUGGACACGGACAAGGGCGGCCUGGCCGUGAACAAGAACUUCCUGGUGGAUUUCGGCAAGGAGCCCCACGGGCCGUGCCUGGCGCACGAGAUUCGCUUCCCCGGCGGCGACGCCAAAUCCGUGACCCUGCCCUGAGCCAGCCCGGCAGCGCCGCGGGACCCGGGGCUGUGGAGUGCCCUGGGGGAUGGCAUUGGGACUUUGGGGUGCCCCGGGUGACGGGAUUGGGGAUUUGGGGUGCCCCGGGUGACGGCAUUGGGGGGGAUUGGGGUUUUGGGGUGCCCUGGGUGAUGGUUUUGGGGGGGAUCAGGGCUUUAGGGUCCCCUGGCUGAUGGGACCAGGACUGUGGGGUGCCCUGGGUGAUGGGAUUGGGACUUUGGGGUGGCCUGAGUGAUGGGAUUGGGGGGUUUGGAGUUUUGGGGUCCCCUGGCUGAUGGGAUCGGGGCUUUGGGGUGCCCCGGGUGAUUCAGGGCUUAAGGAUCCCACGGGGGAUUCCUGCUUUGGGGUCCCCUCGGGUGAUUUCAGGGUUCGGGAUCCCCCGGGCCAUUCCCGGCCAUCCCUGCCCUGUCCCCAUCCCUGCCCUGUCCCCACCCCUGCCCUGUCCUGUCCCUGCCCGGCUCUGCUUUCCCUGCCAUCAAUAAAGUUGUUUCCUGCAUCAGCUGCAGCUUCCCGAGGCUCAUUCCCGGGAGAAGCCCGGGACAAACAAACCCCGGGGCCGAGGGCGGCGGCGGGGCCGGGCACGGGCGGGGCGGGGGCUGCGGGAAGGGUCCGGGAGGAAUUCCCGGCGCUGCCUCUGCUCCCGGGGCUCUGCUUCCAGCUGCCGAUUUUAUCCCGG
This is a messenger RNA of Passer montanus (Eurasian tree sparrow), 1269 nucleotides long. Its product is annotated as methanethiol oxidase-like. Gene Ontology annotation, molecular function: protein binding; selenium binding. The transcript has 5 exons. The record is from RefSeq and is a predicted model, not a curated record. Lineage: Eukaryota; Metazoa; Chordata; Aves; Passeriformes; Passeridae. The coding region runs from base 60 to 572 and encodes 170 amino acids.